Nematolebias whitei (Rio pearlfish) is the source of this 1123-nucleotide messenger RNA. RefSeq names its product endonuclease, polyU-specific C (gene endouc). Lineage: Eukaryota; Metazoa; Chordata; Actinopteri; Cyprinodontiformes; Rivulidae. The transcript is spliced from 8 exons. The coding region runs from base 56 to 1000 and encodes 314 amino acids. The record is from RefSeq and is a predicted model, not a curated record. Gene Ontology annotation, molecular function: RNA endonuclease activity.
ACAGAACAGAACCUGAGCCAGUGCUGUGUUGACGUCUGAGGGGCUUUCUGGGAUCAUGACUGCCAGACUCUCUGGACCCCUGCUCCUUGUGGUACUUCUCUAUGGACUGGAUGCAUCCAGUACCAGACCAGCUGUAAACCAGGAGCUGUCCAACCUUUUCAAUGAGCUCUGGAGGUUGGAUGGGAAUCGGAUGAAGCCUGGGACAGACUACACAAUCUCUGUCCAAGGCAGGGCAGGAUUUGUGAGCCCGGGCAGCCUUGUGGUGCUGGAUCGCGCCUCGCUGCCUCUGUUCUCCAACGUUGAUGAGAACAAACUGAGGAACUCCACCACCUUCUCUCGCUUCAUGAAGCUCCUGGACAACUACGAGCGGUCCACAGGCGUCACAGAGCGGAUCACCACAGAGGAGCUGACAGAAAUCAGUCUUUUCCUGGAUGCUGUUCUGCAGACCCAAGUCAUGAAGCGAGCUCAUCAGUACCUGGUGAGCAAAGGAAAGUCCAGCUCUGACCCGAGGCUGUUCAAGAACCAGCUCAACUUGAUCUGGUUCCACCUUUACCAUCGGCAGAGGAACACCGGUCUGGACUCCUGUGGGUUCGAACACGUCUUUGUUGGUGAAACAAAAUCUGGAGCAGAAAUAAUAGGUUUUCACAACUGGGUCCAGUUCUACCUGCAAGAAAAGAGCAGCCACCUGGACUACAAGGGGUACAAGGCCAGAGAUCACGACUUGCCCGAUCAGGACGACCACGUUCUGAACCUGCAGUUCAGCUGGCACGGUAUGGUGAAGCCCGUCGGCAGCGCCUUCAUCGGGACCAGCCCGGAGUUUGAGAUGGCCUUGUUCACCGUCCUCUUCCUCAUGAACACAGAGAGGAGCACCACGGUGCUGGUGAACAUCGACCAGUGUCAGAUGGAGCUGGUGGUCAUCAGGCAGGGGCGCUCGCUCGGGACGGCGUACCCCAAACUGCUCAGCAGCAACAGCAGACACAUCAGGCAGCACCCGCACUGACUGACCACAUCCAAUACACUGACCCGCACCCAAAUAUGUAACAAAUACUUUUAAUAUUUUUUAUCAGCAUACAGUACUCACUUCUGGUGUUGUAUGAAAGAUGAACAAAUACAUCCCAAGAAU